Meleagris gallopavo (turkey) is the source of this 11941-nucleotide messenger RNA. The record is from RefSeq and is a predicted model, not a curated record. Lineage: Eukaryota; Metazoa; Chordata; Aves; Galliformes; Phasianidae.
AGUGUGGCAGCCGGCGUUCCCCACCUUCUUUUUUUUCUUCUGGAUAGAAGAAAAACGGCUUUGAUAGUGUGGGGCAUAAGGGGGACCAUUUAUAUGGUGCGAGGCGCAGGCUGCCCAGAGAGGUGGUGGUGCCCUGUCACUGCAGACCUCCAGGGCAGGCUGGAUGGGGCUCUGAGCACCUGAUGGAGCUGCAGGUGUCCGUGUUCACUGCAGGAGAGGUGGAUCAGAAGGCCUUUAAGGGUCCCAUCCAGUUCAAUCUUAUGAUUCUGUGAUGUGUUAAAAUGACUCUACACAGUAAAAUGUAAGUACGUUUUUUUCCAGAUGAACACUGAAUGAGUUAUGACCAUAAUACAUAUUUAUGGGAGCAUGUGUUGUGUGAUUAACCAGUCUAUCAGCGUCUUGAAUGUGGUGGGAUGAAGUUUGCCCUUUCCCGCUCACAAAGGCGCGUGAAGUCUAUCCAGCAGCUUCUGCAUCUGUUGUGAGCUGCUGGAGACACAGCCAGCACUGUCCUUAACACAGCGCCAGGGACAGAGCUUUAGCAUUUCCCCUGGGAUGGGAUUUAGAAGAGGAGCGCUGGGCACUGAAAGAAGAUCAAAGGCUGUGUCGGAGCAGAGCACGGAAGUAUUCGAUGGAGACCAACAGAAGGAGGAGAGCCUUUGAAGAAAGACAGAAGCAAAAAGAAGAAAAAGAACAAAGAUUUAGAGAACAAGUCUUGCAACAAAGGAAAAUUAAAUUUUGGGAAACAACUGAGAAGUUCCAGCGUGCUCAUCUUCCUGCUUCCCAACACAAGCAGAUAGUCCAGACAAAAGCAGCUUUUCAGUUAGAGGAAGCUCUUGAACAAAUUAAAGGAUCAGUUUUAACAUCAGAAUUGUGCUUGCCAAGCAGAAACAAAACUACCUGCAGAACCACAGAUGACACUUCAUACUCCUCAGCAUCAAGGAAGGGUUUUUCACAUCAGGAGCAGAUUUCAGCAAUGGUUGGCUUGGACAAAACAAUCCAGGAGAGCAGCAGAACAAGUGUGGAUAAUAACCGACUUCUAUUCCAGAAAAAUCUGAAAGAAAUGCAGCAGCUGCUUGAAAAACAGCAUCUCAGCAACUUGGAGAAUUUUCAUAAGGAAGUCAAAAGGACAGACGAUUCAGAAAGCUUAUCAAGUCUUGACAGUCUUGAGGCUGGAGAACAAAAUGAAAAUUACACUCCACCAAGUGAAUCAUCUUUGACUACGAGUUGUGACUGUGCCCCAUAUAUUCCAGCAAAGUCACAGACUAGGAGUAAUGAUACGUUUUAUGCAGCUCAAAAUACUUCUAAAAACAUGCAUCUAAAUAAUUGUCAGAGAAAUUUAGAUUCCCAAAACAACCACAGUGAGUUACCUACUGAGGACCUUUUAGCUAAACGUAACAUUUUAACUCUUGCUGAACAUACAAACGAUACAGAAGGGGAAUCACCUGUUUCUCACAGAUCUGGAAAAAAAGUUGCAGAGUUCUCUAUUUCUGGCAAUCAAGAAAGCUCUGUAAAUAAAGCAUUUCCUUUUCUGCAAAAUAUAAAAGAAGAAAGGAACGAUUCAUCUUCUGGAGUUUGUAGCACUUUAGCAACCAAUCCUGUUUUCAGUUUUAGCAAAGCCUGGGCCAGCCCCGAUUCUAUUCCAGGAGAAAGAUUUCAGGAUAUGAUGCAAAAUCAGAGCUUUAAAAUGACCCCACAAAAAAGAAGUAAAUCUGUGCAAACCUCCACUGAACCUAUUGCAACAUCCAGAAUCUUACUUCCUAAUCAGAGGUGCUUCUCUGGCAUUUCCAGCCCAGCUGAUGUGGUGCCAAAGGACAGAAAUGUCAGCAUGGAUUUUUUUAAAAAAACUUUUGGAAAAGUGAUUGAAACAAAAGAAGAAAACAUUAAAUCUAUUGAUGAGAUUGACCAAGGUUCAUUUUUACUUCAGGAUGUACCAAAUGCCUCAGCUCUGUGCACUGUUAAGAAACAGAAUAACAAAGAGGAAGAAAAGGCUAAUGUGGUUGAAACUAUGUCAUUGGUGUCUGACACAGAGCUGGGUUUUGGCACUCCUGCACAGCACAACUCCCAGAAAAACAACAUUUAUGACAGAAAAAGAGCAAAACUAGUCAGAAGUAUCUUAAAGAAAGAAGCAAAAGCUGUGGUUAUGAACCACGGGAUCAUUUUUGGAACUCGGCCUGUGUUUUCUAUCAGAGACAGUUUAGAACUUGUAAAAAGUAAAAAGAAAAGUGCUGAAAAUACAAAAAACAGUAGAAAGCUAAAAUGGUGUGAUCAAAUUAGCCAGAUAACAGCAAAAAAUAAUGAAAGUUGCUAUGAGGACAGCACCAGUGAAAUAUCUUCUGCACAGCUUUACUGUGUUCAAACUGUAAGUAAUGCUCCUUAUGCUAAUUCAUGUAUGGGUGCUCACCCUUCAAACACUAUGGGCACAGAAAAUCAUCAUGAAAAUUUGCAUAUAUCAAAACCAAAUGUUAAUUCUGCAAAAUCAAAUAAAGAAUGCACCUCUCUGAAUAUGUUUAUGUCUACUGGAUCCUCUUUUCCUAAAAAAGUUUGGAUGGUAUCAAAACAUGAAGAAGGCAAAUCGCCAGAAUCUUGUAACAGUGAUGAUACUCACAGAGAGAAUCAACACAAAAAUAAGGCAAAAAUAAUCAGAAGACCAAGAUCUAUAAGAGACCAGUUAUGUUCUGUGCCCAGGAGCAGCAGAGGCCCUGGCACUGCAGUUCGACUGCAGUCAGCCACUGAAGGCCGUGUAGUUGAGAGGAGGAUGCUGGCACCUCAGCCACCAUCUGCACCUGCACCGGAGAACAAACAUGGCAAAACCAGAGCCAGCCCAGCUGCGAGACAGCCCCUGCCUUCUUCCUGUCCUCAAGCUACCUCUACAAAUGGGAACUCUUUAAAUCAAAGGCAAGCUUUGUUGGCAGAUCAAAUUUUAAAUAAAAGUACACCAGGAAGCUGUGAGAGCAUAACUUGUAGUUCUGAGGUGGCCACUGUGCUGUCCACACCUUUCCACAGCACGUCCUGUGAACCUCUGGCAAAACAUACUGGUUCUGUAAGCCGCGGGCCAACAACUGGCUGCCAGCACUGUUCUGUAACCUGCACUGAGCAAUGUGCUAACACAGAAAACAGACUGCAUCUUGAUCAUAUCCCAACAGCUGAGGAAACAACUGCAUGGAAAGGAGAGCGUAUUGCCUUCACUUCCAAGGAGCCUGCUGCUGGUAUCACUCAAUAUCAUAUGUCACAUUACAACAAUUCACAUCCAACUAAAUGCCAGCCUCGUAAAGCUCCUGUAUCCCGUAUUCCCACUGGGGACAGCAGUCAGAAGACUUGUUUCAAAGUUUCUUCUAGGAUGAACAAAUUGGGCUUUUUCCAGGCAAACAGUGUUGUUCCUGUUACAAAACAAAGGCAGAUUUUUAACAGCUUUGAAAACAAACACGGAGCUUUUACAAGACAGAGAAGGCAAAUUGUAAAUUCUAAAAGAUGGAAGCCUACUCAUCACACACAGAAUUUGUUAUGUACCACCCAGCUGCGUCCUGUUCAGUCUGCAUUUGAUCCAGCACAAAAUAUGAAUGACACCUAUAAGUCUGAGGAAGUUUCAGAAAGCACUGCUCAGUUUCUUACGGCAGAAAAACUAACAAGUACAGCAGUUGCAGAAGAUGAAAUCCUGGCAGCCCUGGGAAGCGUGCAACCAGCCAGACAGCCCCUAGUGCUUAACACGGCUCCACGUCUUGGCAUGAGUGCACUUUCAAUAGAAGAAGAGAAGAUUUUCCAGUCUCUUGAUCGUCUCAAUCAAAGGCUACAAAAUGUUCAAGAAGCCAUUACCAGAAAUCCAUCCGUCUCAGGAGUUUUAGAGAAAAUCACCCCUUUUUAGUCAGACUUGGAUGGCUGAUUUGUGACAAGGCUUUCUCCCACAAAUUCUUCAGCUACAUGACUGCAUGAAUAAAAUACAAACACUAAGAACUGCUCAGGCUGCCCAGUCUCUCCGAUGGAUCUUUAAGAGCCUUCUUUCCCAACAAGUGUGUAUGAGUACAGAAGUACUUCAGCAUUCAAACAGGUGUGCCUGCCUGUAGAUACAGAUGCAGUACUCAAGUACUGGUUUAGAACUAUUCUUGAUGAUGAGUGAGCUACUGCUGUGCAAGCUCCCAGCUGCAGAAAACAGGUAACUGAGAUUUUAUCUACUCUUAUGCUAUGAGAAGCAAUGGAAUUUUUCAGUUUUUUCUUCACUGGGAGGACCAUCUUCUUCAGCUCUUAAUUUCAGAGCAUCCAGAUAAAGAAUGGAUGCUCACUCAGUAAUUCAUAUGAAUAGCAUUAUGCCUUGUAAAGCCAGCAUUUAAAUCCAGAGGUUGGACAGUUGUUCACAUAUAAUUGAAAACAGACCACGUAAUAUCAUCAAAGGAGGUUUCUUGUUUUCUGUUUUUACAUUUGUAUUUCUCAUCAUUCUCCAUUUUUUAUAGAGUAUUUGGCAGUGUAUUUCCUCAUCCUUGGUGAAUACUGCAGUAACCUCAUAGCAGUACCAGAAUACAUCAGCUAGCAGCUGUGCAGGAAAUACUGUUUUCAAAAAGCUGCUCUGGGAUAUUGCAGCUUUAGUAUUUUAUCUGUAUAUUAUUUGGCACUGUAAAAUUAGGCACAGAAUAAAGAUGAAUGCAGUAAUUUAAAUUAUAAAUGUUAAUUGAUUGGUAAGCAUUUUAGGAUAAUUAAGUCUAUUUUACUUUGAACUGUAAUUUAAAGUAGCGUAUAUUAAAAGAAUGAAAAUACCUCAUAUUUUCAGCAUUUGUAUUGGUAGUAUAAAUUUACUGUACUUGUAAUUAAAGUAAAAGGAGAAAAAAAUUGCUACUAAGAUUAUGUGUAAACUAUUCUCCUAAUUUCCUGGUGUUCCUUUUUUAAGAUUUACUAAUAUAUUUUAUUACAGCUGUAAGUGAUAAAUUGUCAAAUUAUUUGUCAGUAAACAAUGCCUAAAGUUUCACCUUUGUUCUUUAUAUUGGCGGCAGCACUGCAAAUUGCUGAGUGCUAUCGGUGCCCAUGUUCAGUAGUUAUAUGUGAUGGCUCUCAAGCUGACUCUACCCUCAGCAUCGUAUUUCAGCAAAAGGGUUUUUUUUUCUGUUUUCUUCACGUGCUUUGUUACACGUUACACAAUCUCUGUGCUAGGAGAGUAACAAGCAACAAAAGUGGGGACAACGGGCUAAGAGCUGAGGGCUCAUUCCUGUUCUUAAGAUACAUAGAUGGAGCCAAGUAUGAAUAUAUCCUGCAUGAGGACUUACAGACUCUAAGAACACGUCUAGGUGACUUUCUGCAGAGCUUGGUCCUCUUGCAGUUAUCUUCGUAAGUGGUUAUUUUGGAGGGCAGUUCUGUUUUGGCAGUCUUGGACUGGUAGACUGUACAUUAGUCCCUUGAUUUUAAGUUUACUUGUAGUGUGACUAUUAACAUGUCAACGGAUUUGGCAUGUUUGGUGAUAAACUUGUCUGCAUCUCUGCUCAAACUGUUCCAUCAGUUCUAGAACACAGGCGUUUUGUUGAGUAACUAGCAUGUUACCUGAAUCUGUGAUGUUUGUUAAUUUUUAAGGAGCAGUAACUUUUUAACCUCCUCUCUUUUGCUCUACCUCUGCUGUUUCAGUGCAAAGUAAACAUUGCAAAAGCUAUAAAAAGUAUAUGCAGUGAACAGAAUCAGCCAACAGAUCUAAGCUGCUAAGCAACUGCAAGAAGCAACAAAAGUAAUUUACGGGUGCUCUGGAUUUAUAAUUCCCUAUCAGAUGUCUGAUUUUCCUUUUGUAUCUAUCCAGAAGGAACUGUGGGAUCUGGACUUGUUUCUAUCAGAAGAUCCCCAAAUGCUACUCAGUGUUAUUCCUAACCUUCAUUAAUAAGAGCUGUAUUUCAUUGGUGGGCACAGUACUGCAACCCUGCUGAUGGAAGGGGUAGGAACCAGAUGAUCUUUAAGAUCCCUUCCAACUGAAGCCAUUCUGUGAUUCCGUGGUACCAGUGCAACCAUGAAAACCUGCACUCAGAAGAACACAGGCAUUUCUCUGGAUAUAUUUCAUCUUCCCAAAAGAAGAUAAUCAAAUAAUAUUCGGUGAAAAUAUUUUUUUCAAACUUUAUAAUUCCCCAUGAUGACAAAAUCAUCACAUCAGUAUCUUUAAUUAGUGUUGCCAUUGCUUAGGAGGGAACUAGUCCAUAAAAUGGAGACAAGAACAACUAUGCCCUUCCUUACAACAGACAAUUUUUCAAACUACCUCCUAUUGAGUGAUGUCAGCCAAAAUUAAGUCUAGCUGCAUAUGUAGCAAAUAGCAACAGAAAUUUUACAACAAAUGUUUAUGGAAAAAUUGGUUUUACGUAAGCAACACUUUGAAGAAUGGAAUCCUGCUACCUUUCUCCUCUACCUGAGCAUUGCAGUGACUCAGGGGGGAAAAUUUGACAGGCAUGAAAGGGGAUGAAUUCAAUAUGGACCUUCUUAAGAUAAAUUGUAUUUAAACAUCAAAACUACUGAAAGUUGGUGUCCCCUUAUGGUUGCCAUUGUCAUUUGUCCUGUCCCUGUGGCCAGAAGGGGAAGCUGGAGCCCAUAUGCCUAAAGGGUUGUGAUGUGUGUUACUGCUUAUUGGGCCUUUAGUGCUCAAGGACAUGUCAAAUUCCCCACAGAAGACAUCUGUGUAUCCUCUAAGCAAACAAACAAAGGCCUUCUGAGUUUGACUGUAGAAUUGGUUUGCACUCUAAAAGCUAAGCCCUUACAUCUCUGUUUGUAUGCACUAUACCGCAACAUUCCAGUAUGGUGAGGAUUUAAUAUUUAAAUAGUGAGGGAAAGUUUCCCCACAGAGAUUAAGAAAGGGAAAGCAAAUAAUCCGAAUACCAGAGACCAUGGAUCAAAAACAACCCUGCUAGUCAGCAGGCCAGAAUGCCAGCUCAGCCAGGAUCCUUCUGCUGUUAAUCGGUUUAGGUGGCAAAAGCAGAGGCCAUGCGUCAGCUUCCUCUCUUAAUUACAGGGAAAGACUUGUCAAAACCAGGUGCCUCUAUUUUCCUAGGAAAAUCCUUUCAAGUAGGAUAGUUGAUUCAGGGUUACAGACUUCACCUCCAAGACGAUAGCUUUGUUUCUUAGACUGCUUUGAUUCCUUUGGCAAUAUUACAGUUUUUGUUUAGGUGUCUGAGCAGCAUGACUCUCAGCAUUAAGUCAGUGAGCUCAGAGGCAGCUGCUGGAUUCUGAGCACUUGGGAAGAGCCCACAAGUCCUUUUUGUUCGAUCAAUUGAUGAUUACCCUUCAGACCAACACUUAAGGCUUUCUUUACAUCGCACAGAAUUACUUUAAAAAGCAGACUACUUUACUGAUCAAGUAUGAAGAAAAAGUAAUUACGCUAAAAUCAAUGAGGCUGGCUUGCAUGUGAACAUUAAAAUUUGGGUACCUUAGAUUUCUUCCUAAAACUCUUCACUCUGACUGCUAUUUUCACUGCUUUAUAAAGAAAUUAGUCCAUAUUCUUUCUACAAACAAAUUUUGGCAUAAAAACAUAUUAAAAAGAACAGACCAAAAAUAUGUCUUUAAAACAAGCUUAAAUGGUCCCUCUCAAAAAAUAACCUAAAAAUCCUCAAGUACUAUCUUUUGCUCUGAGGUGAAGUAUACUUUAAGCAAAAGGCUGAAGUCCAACAAGUCACAUGAAGUGACUACAGGGGAGAUGAAGCUCAAAAUUAAUUGUCCGUUGCUAAGAAUGAACCUUAACAUUUCACAGGAAGCUUCUCUUUUUGGAAAUAAAUUUGCCACUUUACAGUCAGUUUCCCUCUAAUGGCAGUGACUGUGUUGAAAAGAAGUGUUUGGUAGCUGAGAAUUUGCUCUAUCAAAUAGCGUUUUUGUGCUCUUUGUAUCUGUUCUAGUUUCUAUGGAAAUAAAUAGGAGGCAUUGCUUUCAGAUCGACCUACACCCUGUACUACAAAUGCUACUGCCCAGGCACGCCUGGCUGUGACAAACCCUGAUACCCACCAGGGAUUUGUAGGGCACAAAAGCUCCUGGCCGAAGUCUCCUUCUGCUCCCCCUCCUACACAGCACCCUCCAAAGCCCGGAAGAGGAUGAGCUCCCUGUGUAUCUCCAGUGCCAUGAGGCAACUCGCCACUACCUGCAGACAUGCAGCCGGGUUCUGGAGUGGGAAGAGCACUUUAACAGGUGGGAAAGGCCUCUGGCUGCUGUAACUACACUCUGCUGGGACGAAGGGUACCUCAAAACUUUAGUUUGAGACUAAAAGUCACCAUUGGAAGCUGCAUUUACGUGACUGGUGCUGUUGAAGUCUGCAGAAAAAAAAAAAAGGAACGACAAUGUGCAUGAAGAGAUAUCAGCAAACUUCUGGGCAGGCUGGGUGCAGGGAGCAGCAUUGAAAACGUGGCCGUCGGUAUGUGGGAAUAAUUAGACCUCUGUCAUCUAACACACUGAAACACAUCAAUCUGCUCAAGCAAGUAGGCAAGAGGUUCCAUAUUCUGUAAUUGUACUCAUCAUAAUAUUCAUAAUAGAUUGGCUCAUAAUGAUUCCUGCUCUAACAUCAUUACUUUUAUACGAGAAUUCACCCAGCAUGAACAUGACUCCAUGUAACUAGAGAUGACUCCACAAUGCUUUUGGAACUGUAUUUCAAAUUGUAGCUGCAGGAUUCCUUCAAUAUUAAAAUAAAAUCCCAAGCCAGCAACAAUGGUGGCAGUGAUCCAGGUGACAGAAGUAACUGUGGGUGACAGAAAUCUACAUAUGAUCUCUCCAUAAUUGUAUAUAUUAAUUUUGUGUUUGUUCUGAAAAGGAAGGAAUUGUUCUGCUUUAAUAUUUAAUCUGCAUUCAAUAGUCAUGCUCUUUCAGGGUGGCAAGAUGAAGAAUAGAAAAGAGGAGAGGAGUGGAGAGAACGAGAGGAAGAGGGGGAAGGGUGAGGGAAGGAAGAAGAAGGGGGGCAAGAUUGCCUUUCCUCCAUUUUUCAGUGUCUGUUCAUAUUUAGUCUUUCCUACUGGUGUUGGAAUGAGAUGCUAGAAGAUGCAGAAUCUCCUUAAUGCCUUGCACAGUUAGAUAAAUAUGCCAACAGCAUGGACCAUUGUCUGUUAGUUGAUGGCCAUUGAAGAUCUGUGCCAUUAAGCAAAGUGAAAUGUAGGAAAAUAUUACGUCACAUUCAGCAAAGAGUUUUGGUCAAACAAAAAAUAAAUGAGAAAAUUUAAAAUUCUCUUCUUAUGUACAAGUCUAUUUCCACACUUCAAGAUAAGGUUUUGAAACUAAAUUUAACUUAAGCAGAUCAGCUGGAGGCUAUGUGGAAAUGUAUAGUUUCAGGUCCAUUUAAAUCUUUUGGUCGUGCUUUGUCAAUGGAAAUUAUUUCCCCUGCUGACUUCUCAGUUUAAAAGCAACAAUUUUUGCUGCCUUCUCAAGAGACCUGAGUUUCUGUUCUUGCUGUAGGCAGAGGGUUGGGCACUGGAGAACACAGCCUUCAGAGAUCAUAGGGUCGGUUUGCUGGAGUUAUUUUCCCAUAGUUAUUCACAUUGCACCACUGACCACAGUAUUUCUGGCCAGCCCAUGCCCACAGUCCCCUUUGGAGACUAGAGCUGUAAUUAGAUGCAUUGUACUGCUGUGGCAGUACCAGCAGUGCUCAGCAGCUGAGGCAGAACGGUGUGGUUUCAGGCAGCAGGUGUCUGGAGGGAAGGAUGGUACGCACACAGACCUUUCUCCAUAUUGCAGACAGAACCAGGCAGGCAGAUCCCAGGUUGCUCUGGCUGAACCUUUCCCUUCCUGGAGAAUGUUCUUGUAGCUUUAGUCCAAUCAGAAACAAAAGGUGGUUUGGCUGACCAGAAAGAUUGUAUGUUUAGGUUAAGCAUUUAACAGCCUGCAUUCAGUGAACAUGAAGAGUGACACUGGGAUUUCCUAGGCAACUUCUAACCCAGUAACCAUUAUUAAGUCUUUCUUCUUUCCCUUGAGUUGUUAGAAAGCUGGAUGAAAACGUGCACACAGUUAUGUCCUUCACACCUCUCAAAAUUGCUGCACCAUCUGGAGCCUGCGGUUAGGUCUCUCGCUGCUGGACUGAGCUUUCCAGAAGGGAUCUCCUAUCUGAAGCAGGGCCUGUGGGAUGGCACUGUCUUCACACACAAUAUGCUUUUGCAGGCACAACUAAACCUUCCAGUUCAGUGAUCUUAUUAUAAGUAUGUGGUGUUAUUUCCUAGAGAGAUGGAUGUGUAUAUGACAUGCAUAAAUAAAUUCUUAAUCCUCAGUAGCUAGCACUGCUUGUGACAGUGAGAGAGAUGAUAACUUUUUUUCCUCUUCUCUUUAGAUUCCAGUAUGUGGCAUGUGAUUAAUGCUUGCUUCUGUGCUGUUCUGCACAAAUACCCUGCUGGACGGGAGGGGGGGAUCUGUCUUCAUGUGAGGGGAUUUUGUAGACCAAAUAUGGCCCAAGCCUGUUUGAUAGCUCUCUCAUAAAUGAAACGAUGACAAUCCCCUUGUGACUAGGAAACAUUCCAGAGCCAGGGUGUAGGGUUACACAAUGGUACAGUGUCUUGCCCCUGAUUUAUAAUUUGAGAAGCAGAUUGCGUUCAGACAGAAUGCGGGUUGAACAAUGAAGUUUCUAGUCCUGAUCUCAUUAACAGAGAUUUAUACCAAGAGGCUAUUGUAUCUUGUUCUUGUGGUUUGCCAUGCCAGCAAGCAUUCAUAAAGUUAUUUAAAAAAAAAAAGAAAGCUUCUGUCACACAGUUGGAUCAGACAGUUCUCAGGAAAAUAUCUAGUCAAAUAUAAAGUGGUCCUAACCUGGCACUUACUGUGCUUACGUUCUGGACUUAAUAAGACUUGGUGUGAUUACUGGAUCAAAUGGAACACUCAAGCUCAUUCAAUUUAAAGAUUUGCAGAGACACAGCUUAAAAUACCUUUUCACAUAUUUAUAUUGCUCCACGGUUGAGUCACUCUAACAUGGCUUAUUAUUUGCAAAGAAUACAUAGCCACCAAAAGAAUUUUCUCCCUGUGCAGAAGACCCAUUACAGAUAAACUAACAGCAACACCUGAGAGCUGCCAUCCUGCCCGCAGUUCUCAGAGCCUCUGUGCUACAGGACACCAGCCUGGGGCCUGCACCAAGCUGACAUUCUGCAUGCAGAAGAAGAUGCCCGGCACGAUAAUUAGCGCACCAAUAUUGCUGCCAGGCAAUUUGGCCUAAGCACCAGCGGAAAGAAAGCAGAGAUCCUGCUGCUUGUGCUUCAACCCGGUCUGGCCAUGGGGCAGGCAGCAGCUCAGGGCCUGCGGCUGCUCGGCUCCUCGGCAGGGCUGUAAAGCACAAUGAGGGCCCACACUGCUCCUGGGGAUGAAAGCACAGUCUGGCUGGAGCUCAGAGCUCAGUCACAGUGAGUAGGUGCCACCCCGCUGACAGCACGGCUCUUUCGUCCUGCUGUGAAAUGCAGGCAGACUAUCGUUAGCAAGGCACGCGGCUUCCCAGCUCCACCUGCACAGCUCGCCGUGCUGCCGCGGGUAUAAAUAGCUGCGUGCUGCUGUCGGCCUGUCCUUCACAGCGCUGACACUCAGAGCUGAAGGGCGCUCCUCUGAGCCAUGUCCUCCCCGACAGCUGACACUCGUGGCAGACAUGCAGCCCCCAAAUUCUGUGGCCGAUUUACACACGUUGGACAGCUGAGAGCCGAUAAGCACAGAAAAAACAGCGGGUGAACCUUCAGAUGGCAGCCGGCUCCACAUCACAGCAAAGUGCUGCUCGCUGGCACCUCCUGCACAAGGAACGGGGCAGCCCACUGUGUGCAGAGGAACGCUGUGCUGCGCUGGGGUGGGGGGAGCUGAUGUUGGGAAUGCCGGCAGCUACAUGUGUGGUACAGGCAAUUGGUACUGUAAAAGGGUCCGACAGCUGAGCCUGCACAUGCCAAAUCAACAACAGAGAAUACUCUCACGUCCUACUGUAAGGACUAUGGCUGGAUCUCCCUUUUGGUCCCCUCUGCUUGACCUCCAACAACAGAUCAGAAAAAAUAGCACAGCAUCCUCACAAUAAAAUCUA